This is a messenger RNA of Scleropages formosus (Asian bonytongue), 1814 nucleotides long. Its product is annotated as E3 ubiquitin-protein ligase DTX3L. Bases 32 to 1360 code for a protein of 442 amino acids. NCBI's taxonomy places the organism in Eukaryota, Metazoa, Chordata, Actinopteri, Osteoglossiformes, Osteoglossidae. The record is from RefSeq and is a predicted model, not a curated record. Gene Ontology annotation, biological process: Notch signaling pathway; protein ubiquitination. The transcript is spliced from 4 exons.
AUAUGUUCAGUGCUGCUGCGGGGUCCGAGAUAUGGCGAGUCCGCCUAAACAGGAGAUUUUCUCUAAUGUGAAGGCCACUAUUGACCUGUCAGCAUUUAAAGAAAGAGAGAAAGUUAUUUCCCUGUUGUAUGAAAAGCCUUUGAGAACGAGAAAGUUGAAUGGAAUGUGUUACAAAACCCAAGGUUCUUUUGAGGAGCUGGAGGAACUGUUUCAUGAAAUUUCCUCCUUUAAAAAGUCAGAUGUUCACAAUGUCAGACAUCAAAAGCAUGAGAGCAGUCGGUCGCCAGUGCAAGUGAUGUCUGUGGAGGUUGUCGACUCGGUCAUGUCUUACAUUGAGCAGAAAUGCUCCAAGGAACUCGAUAAAAUUGGAGGGAACGAGGUUUCUAUGCACGUACACCGAACCCACGACAAAGUGCUUGUUGACUUCCGGCUUGUGAACCCACAGCACCCCGAGUUCUUGUGUCACCAUGCAAGAGAGAGAUUUAUAACGUUCUACCAGAGAAUUGCAACAAACCUUCAAACAAGAACAUUUGAUGUUGAUCCAAUUGUCUUGCAGCAUCGCAAGCAAAUUGAGGUCAGAUUUCCGGAACUUCUGAUAUCAGACAUUCCACGUAAACACUCAUUGAGAAGCAGCAUCACAGUGAUGGGGAGCUACACAGACAUAAUGUGGUUCGAGGAGUUCCUAGAAAAUGGCAUGGCGACCUCUCAAAGAGUUGUGAGGGACCAGGGGCGGUCGCCACAGAGCAGACAUUCCGACCUCUCUGGACCCUCAGCUAAGCAACCUGAACGGAAGGAGGAGGGUGAGAGUUGUCCCAUUUGCCUGGAUGUCAUGAAGAAAACGGAGAUGAAGACUCUGGCCCGCUGUCAGCACUCAUUUUGUGAAGAUUGCUUGAAGAAGGCCUUCAGUUCCAAACCCAUCUGUCCAGUUUGUGGUGUUGUCUACGGUGAGCUGGAAGGGACGCAACCACAGAAUGGCACUAUGGAAGUAUCGACUUCAAAAGCACCGUUACCCGGAUAUCCUACGUACGGCUCCAUCAUAAUCCGAUACCAAAUACCAAGUGGUAUUCAAGGAGAGGAGCACCCCAAUCCAGGGCACAGUUACGAAGGCAUCUCCCGUGUUGCCUUCCUCCCAGACUCCCCAGAGGGCAGGAAGGUGGCCAAACUUCUGAAAAGGGCCUUCCAACAGAGGCUCAUAUUCACGAUUGGCCGGUCGUCCACCACGGGCCGAAACAAUGUGGUCACAUGGAAUGACGUACACCACAAAACCUCCCGGACAGGUGGACCCACCAACUAUGGUUACCCAGAUCCAGAUUACCUGAGCCGAGUAAAAGAAGAACUGAAAGCCAAGGGGAUUUAUUAACGUCUUGACUUUACUUGUGAGCAGUGACCUCAUACUGCAUUGCUGGAGUGGCAGCACCCUAGGUACAGUUUUAUUUCUCUUUAAAAUCCAUUAACGGCUCCUCCGGAGCAAUUUAAAGCCUUCUACACCCCACAUCAGUGGUCCAGAGGAGCCGUGUUGUUACCCAGUUGUCAGUGGCUGAACAAACCAUGGACAGGAGGAGGGUUUACUGUCAACCACGGUGUAAAGGUGUCUGCUGUGUACAGUGCUUUUGUUAACCUCUCAGCUGGGGGUCUGUCUCUUCUCCACUGGGAGCUCAGCACCGGCAGAUCUGCAGCAUGACGGCCAGGGUGACAGGCAUGCGAAUCUGUGAAAUACCUGUCACUUCCUUUUCCUCAUGUUGGGCAGGUAAUGAGAAAAUCACACACACACACACACACACACACAGAGGCAGAAGCCGCUUGUCCCAAGCAAG